AUGGGGUGGAAUCCGACAGUCCUCCCACCCUCAGACUUGGCCCUGGGCUACAACAUAGUGCAGCUCAUUGUGGAUUCCACUCCUGUGGUUCUUCCCUUUGGGGGGCUGACUAGCGGAAGCAAAGCACGGAACUUCUCAGACCUGCCCUGGUCAAUGAUGUCCGCUGUCAAUGACACCACAUUCACACAUGCCGUGUUCCUCCUCACAGGGCUACCUGGGCAGGAAGACUUCCAUCUCUGGAUCUCUAUCGCCUUCUGUUUACUAUAUGUUAUUUCUAUCGUAGGAAAUUCAGUCAUUCUGUUUAUUGUAAUAAAAGAUCCAAGCCUCCACGAGCCCAUGUACAUUUUCCUUUCAUUGUUGGCCCUCACAGACCUUAGCUUAUCGAUAACCACCAUGCCAACGAUACUGGGCAUAUACGUGUUUAACGCUAAGGAGAUCACCCUGGAUGUCUGUUUGGCCCAGCUGUUCUUCAUCCACACGCUUCAGUGCAUUGAAUCCUCUGUGCUCUUGCUGAUGGCCUUCGACCGCUUCAUCGCCAUCUGUAUCCCACUGAGGUACACAUCCAUCUUAACCCUCCCGAGAACCCUGCUGAUGGGACUAGUGUCUGUGCUGAGAGCGGUGGCCUCUAUGUUUCCACUCCCACUUCUCCUGAAACGGUACCGAUACUGCCGAUCCAAUGUCCUCUCCCAUUCCUACUGCCUGCACCAGGAUGUCAUGAAAGUGGCCUGUUCAGAUAUUGCAGUCAACUACGUCUAUGGCAUGUUUACCACCCUCUCCACGGUGGGUUUGGACUCGUUGCUCAUCCUCCUCUCUUAUGUGAUGAUCCUCAAAACAGCGCUGAGUGUGGUGUCCCACGGGAAGUGUCUCCGGGCUCUGAACACCUGUGUCUCCCACAUCUGCGCCGUCCUGCUCUUCUACAUUGCCGAGAUCAGCCUUGCCAUUAUACACAGAUACGUGAAGGGCUCUUCUCACUUGCUUGCAGUUCUCGUGGGCUAUGUUUCUCUGCUCGUUCCACCCCUAAUGAACCCCAUCAUAUACAGCAUCAAAAGCAAACACCUUCGUGCAAGGAUCAUCAGGGUGUUUGUCAAAUGA
Messenger RNA from Pelodiscus sinensis (Chinese soft-shelled turtle), 1092 nucleotides. RefSeq names its product olfactory receptor 51G2-like. The record is from RefSeq and is a predicted model, not a curated record. NCBI's taxonomy places the organism in Eukaryota, Metazoa, Chordata, Testudines, Trionychidae. Gene Ontology annotation, biological process: G protein-coupled receptor signaling pathway. Gene Ontology annotation, cellular component: plasma membrane. Gene Ontology annotation, molecular function: G protein-coupled receptor activity; olfactory receptor activity.